Molecule: messenger RNA, 3525 nt
Organism: Protobothrops mucrosquamatus (brown spotted pit viper)
Lineage: Eukaryota; Metazoa; Chordata; Lepidosauria; Squamata; Viperidae
Gene: RAPGEF4
Product: Rap guanine nucleotide exchange factor 4
Exons: 24
Coding region: 66-2447 (793 amino acids)
Biological process (GO): Ras protein signal transduction; positive regulation of GTPase activity
Cellular component (GO): plasma membrane
Molecular function (GO): guanyl-nucleotide exchange factor activity
Source: RefSeq, a predicted model, not a curated record
CAUCAGAAAAAAUCCUCCGAGCUGGAAAGGUAUUACGGAAUACUAUACUAUCCCGUGCUCCUCACAUGAUAAGAGACCGGAAAUACCACCUGAAGACCUACAGACAAUGCUGUGUAGGAACAGAACUGGUAGACUGGAUAAUGCAGCAGAGUUCCUGCGUUCAUUUACGGACCCAGGCUGUGGGCAUGUGGCAAGUAUUGCUGGAGGAAGGUGUUCUCAAUCAUGUGGACCAAGAGCAAUACUUCCAGGAUAAAUAUUUAUUUUAUCGAUUUUUGGAUGAUGAGCAUGAAGAUGCCCCGGUGAUGCCAACUGAGGAAGAAAAGAAGGAAUGUGAUGAAGAGUUACAAGACACCAUCCUCCUGCUUGCUCAGAUUGGACCCGAUGCUCAUAUGAGGAUGAUUCUUAGGAAGCCACCUGGUCAGAGGACUGUGGAUGAUCUCGAAAUUAUUUAUGAAGAACUUUUGCACAUUAAAGCUUUAUCUCAUCUUUCAACAACAGUAAAACGAGAACUAGCAGGUGUUCUGGUGUUUGAAUCACAUCCCAAAGCAGGGACAGUUUUAUUUAAUCAGGGAGAAGAAGGGACAUCUUGGUAUAUUAUUCUGAAGGGUUCAGUCAAUGUAGUAAUUUAUGGAAAGGGUGUGGUGUGUACUCUACAUGAAGGUGAUGAUUUUGGCAAAUUAGCCUUAGUGAAUGAUGCUCCCAGAGCAGCUUCCAUUGUUUUGCGGGAAGAAAACUGCCACUUCUUGAGAGUAGAUAAAGAAGACUUCAAUAGGAUACUCCGGGAUGUUGAAGCAAACACAGUAAGAUUGAAGGAACAUGACCAAGAUGUCCUGGUGUUAGAGAAGGUCCCAGCAGGAAACAGGCCUUUUAAUCAAGGAAACGCACAGCCUCUUCAGCACAAGUAUAUUGUAAUGUCGGGAACUCCAGAAAAAAUUUUAGAACACUUUCUAGAAACGAUGCGACUAGAAUCGACGCUAAAUGAAGGAAUGGAUGCCGGUGUGAAUGAUUUUGUUACAAUGCAUUGUGUAUUCAUGCCAAACAAUCAACUUUGUCCAGCUCUGAUGGCUCAUUACCAUUCUCAGCCUUCUCAAGGCACAGAGCAAGAAAAACUGGAUUAUGCAUUGAAUAAUAAAAGGCGAGUUGUUCGUUUAGUUCUACUAUGGGCUGCUUUUUAUGGUGAUGUUCUGCCAGAAGAGGAAGCAGCAGUGGCAUUUCUGGAGGAGUUUUACGUAUCUGUAUCGGAUGACGCAAGGGUAAUUACAGCACUCAAAGAACAGUUCCCAGAGCUAGAGAAAACUAUGAAACAAAUAUCAGAAGAACCUAAAGGACCUCAGAAAAAGCACAAAGUCCUUUUGCAGCACUUUAACAUGAGUGAUGAAAGAACACAAAAACGCCAGCCCAUCAGGGGAAGUGAUGAAAUUUUAUUCAAGGUAUACUGUGUGGAUCACACAUACACCACCAUCCGCAUUCCAGUUUUCUCAUCUGUUAAAGAAGUCCUCCGCGCAGUAGCCGACAAACUGGGCUCUGGAGAUGGCUUGAUAUUGGUCAAGAUGAGUUCGGCAGGAGAGAAGGUGGUUCUCAAACCUCAGGAUGUUUCAGUGUUUACAACACUCAGUGUUAAUGGACGCCUCUUUGCUUGUCCUCGUGACCAGUUUGACUCACUGGUACCACUACAGGAACAAGAAGGCCCAUCGACAGGGACGAUGGGAACUUUUGAACUCAUGAGCUCUAAAGAUCUAGCAUACCAAAUGACUAUUUUUGAAUGGGAACUUUUCAACUGUGUUCAUGAGCUGGAACUGGUUUACCAUACGUUUGGGCGGCACCAUUUUAAAAAGACAACUGCCAAUCUCGAAUUAUUUUUACGAAGAUUUAAUGAAAUCCAGUUCUGGGUCGUGACAGAGAUUUGCCUUUGCUCCCAGCUCAGCAAGCGUGUUCAACUCUUGAAGAAAUUUAUUAAAAUAGCAGCCCACUGUAAGGAAUAUAAAAACUUGAAUUCUUUCUUUGCUUUGAUUAUGGGACUAAGCAACGUUGCAGUGAGUCGCCUUACAAUGACCUGGGAGAAACUUCCAAGCAAGUUCAAGAAGAUCUAUGCAGAGUUUGAAAGCUUAAUGGAUCCUUCAAGAAACCAUAGGGCCUACAGACUCACAGUUGCUAAACUGGAACCGCCUAUUAUUCCCUUUAUGCCUUUACUCAUCAAAGACAUGACAUUCACAUAUGAAGGCAACAAGACCUUUAUUGACAAUCUGGUGAACUUUGAAAAAAUGCGCAUGAUUUCAAAUACUAUUAAGACAGUGAGAUUUUGUCGGAGCCUGCCUUUCAAUCCUGAUGCAUCUCAAGCAAAUAAGAACCAUCAGGAUCUCCGGGGUUAUGUCCGUCAGUUAAAUGUGAUUGAUAACCAGAGGACUUUAUCACAGAUGUCACACCGUCUUGAGCCACGGCGUACUUAAGUGUUGGGGAUUAUACCUCCCUCUUUCUCCAAUACAAGGUCAUUCCUAAGAACAAUCCCUCUUUUUGGUACUGCACUGCCACUGCAGAGAGAAGCAACAAUGAAUUCUAAGAUCUUUGGCCAUUAAUGCACAAUGCUCCUACCACCCAGGAAACAAUGGAGAUGUUUGGUUGUUGAAGAGAACAUGAUGGGUAGCUGAGAGGUUGCCAAGAUUGUACACCCUACAUUCAUGUAAAAAAAAGUUUUGUACAUAAUAGAAGUCUUUAUUUAAAAAUGGAGAAAAUUCCAGAAGCUGGUGAGAUGAAUAUUUAAGAAAAAAGUAUGGAUGGAUUCCUUUGCUAAUAGAAGAAAUUAAAUGUUCACUACAAAAUUAAAUGCCCAAUGGAUUUGCCUGUUUCAGUAGCAAAAAUUAUCAGUAGCAGAAAAAAAAAAUAGUAACAUCCUACCAUGUUUUUCAUAUUCAGAGAAUAGUUAAAAGCCUUUUUUUCCCUGCAAGAGAAGUAUAUUUUUUAAAAGUCAACUCUAACCACACUUGCCUUACAGCAGUAGAGCAUUAUGACCACCUCUGAAGCCCUAAGACAGGCCGAGUCCUUAAUACAUUGGUAUCUAUCGUGUAGAUUUCACUAUGUUGUUGUCAUUGUUGUUGUUUUAGUUCUUUUUAAUUGCCAAUCAGGAUUUUACCCAUUGUCAGAACAAAGUAAUGAGGUUUUGGAAAACAGAAUUAAAGGCAGGUGGGAAGAUACCAACUCAAACAGAGCACAAUCUGCACAAUUGUUCAAGCUAUUUUCCUGGAUAUAGGAAAUCUUUAAAAUCAGCUGUACAGCUGGCUGUUUUAAGUGGUAUUUCUAGACUAAACUUUACAAAAUAUCUUCUAAUUUUCAGGAAUCAUUUUGCACUUUUCAACAGGCAGUAUAUGCAAGUGUUAAUUUAUUUCUUUAUGUGUUAGGCAUUGUUCCAUAAAAAUGUUUUAUCUAUUUUAUUUAGCAUGUAAUUGAAGUACAGGUUUCUGUUUAUACCUGGUCUGUAUUUCAUGCUAAAAGGAGAUGGUUUAUGAUUUAUGUAAAUAAAAUGCACUAAUU